UCGUUACUCAGCAGCAGCAGCAGCAGAUGGUCAGUAACAACAACAAUGCGGCCGGGUUGAGCGGUGGAAACAAGCAGCAGCGUAGCUUGCUGCGCAAAAAACAACAGCAACCGACAGUAGCACUGCCUUCGCCGUUUGAGGCAAACCUUACCAGUUCCGAGGCACAGCAGGUGCGAAGCGAACCCAUUGGGGAGGAUAACAAGGGCAACUGCAGUGCUGGUGUGAGCAACGUUUCGCCGCUGCAGCAACAGCCACCACCCCGCGUCAGCAAUGUGGCGAUGCGAUCUGAUUAUGAACAGUAUCAGAAGCAGAUGAACGAGAUCCAGUUCCAGAAGAAGGCGAAAAUACAAUUCAUCAGUGAUGCUAAAGGUCCACCAUCGACUCUUUUGCCACCAACGGAAACAUACAUCAAUCUAGGCACACCCGUUCAAGCUGGUAAAACAUCAAUCGACGGCAACAGUGGGCUUCUCUUUGGUACGCCAUUGCAAACCAACUUGCCUCAAUCGCAACAGCAGCAUCUUCAGCUAGCAACAAUAGCUGCUAAUGCCGCUGGCGCUUCGGUUGUAUCCACCGGCACUUCCGUCAGUCCGGCCACCGGAGGGACCAGCAGCGGUACACUUUUGACCGGCCCUUCGGAAGUGUCACAAAGCACUGCCAUCAGCGAUCGUCCAAAGGUUAAGCCCGUGUCGAAGAAAGAUGCCAAGAAUAAUCGCAAAACGGCGGCAGCAGCAGCCGCGGCGGCAGCGGCAGCUGUAGCAACUGCCACGGCCUCCGUACAGCACACUCUUGCACAGCAGCCGCAGCAAUCAUUUUUCAGGCCGCUGGCGGGUAACAACUCGUCCGGCGGUAGUGGCAAUUCCACCAGUGUCCUACAGCAGAACCCGAUGGUGUCAAUUUAUAACAACUUGUCCUCUGUGAUUCCAAGUUCCGAAGCGAAUGUGCAAAUGUUGCAACAAUCGAUGGCGAACUUGAAUCUGCAGUCACAGUCAUCCAUAACGCCAUCCACCAUGCAGUCAGCACCAAUGCCAUCAAGUGCAAAACCGAGCGAAAAGAAGACGCUCGUGAAUGCAGGAGAGGAAGUGAAGAAGAGCGACUCGGAUGGGGCAAAUGACACCGAAACGUUGGCAACUGCCAACGCCGGGAGUGAAAGUGGCAGCAUGGUUCCUACGCCAUCCGCUAACCCGUCGGUUAUCACGAGCACCGCAGCAGCUGCAAAGCGUACAUCGGGCGGCCAGAUCGACGAUGCCAGCAAAGGUCGAUCGGCCGACCAAUUGUCUGCAGCAUCCUCCGCGCAAGAGGAGCGACAGUCAAGUUCGGGCAACUUACCGGCCGACGGUAGCGGAGCAGCGGACAAAGAUGCAAAUGCAACCGGCACGGCUACUACACCCAGCACCGCAAACGCCGAGGGUGCUAGUGAUAGUGCGAGCAGCAGCAGCAGCAGUACGGGCGAAAGUGGUUCCACAGGUAGCGUUAACAGUAGCACCGUCGCCAGCAGCAGCCACUCUACAACGAGCACAACCAGCACCGAUGGUAGCAGCGUGCCUCCUGGCGAAGCUGGCGCUGGUGGCGACGGCGAAGGCAGCACCACCAGCAGUGGCAGCAUCAGCGCCGCCAGCAGUACCAGCAACAGCAGUGCCAGCAGUAGCGACAGCAGCACGACUACCAGCGGCAGCUGCGACAAUAACACCACUGCCCAAGGCGGAGAUGGAAGCACCGGUGCAGGUAAUGCCAAUGGUGAAGAAGAAGAAGAAGAAGAAGAAGGAGGCACCGGCAGUGGUGGUAACGGCGGAACGAUGGCCAGCCUCGAUCCGGACAACCAUUUCAACCUUUUUGCGAUGGUCGAUCGUAAGUUGAUGCUCAAGCUCGCGCAUCGCUUGCUCUGCGAUACGUCCAAAUCGCCGUCGGAAACGCCACCGCUGAGUAGCAGCUGCCCAGGGUCCAACCUGGACCCUCCCGCCUCCCCCCCGCCAGCGAUGAUGAACAAUGCCGAUAUUGAGUACUCCGAGCUGUCGCGCAUCAUCUGCAGUUUCAGUCGCUCGGACAUACUGCCUGCCCCCGAAUUUGUGCAAGUGCAUCAGCAUAUGCAAAACAUCAUUCAGCAUAAGGGUGGUAGCAAUCCUAUCAAACUCGGCGAUUCGACCGACGGCCACCAGUAUGCUGAGGAAGGCGAGGAACACCUUCCGAUGUUUAACAUCGAGGAAUCUGAGGCAGACGGCAUGACCGAGUGUGUUGGCGGAAUGUAUCCAGCGCUGGACGAAACACUGGAAACGUUCCACGGGGAGGACGGAACGGCCACGCAAGCGCACGGUUCGCGGGAAUCGAUGUACAACUACGAAUGGGUGGACAGCAUUGACGAUGUGAUCCAUGUGCUGAAUGGCUGCCCAGAAAUUCCAAUGGCACUGCAUGAUAUGGCUGCCAACUUCGGGUGUCAGGAUAUCGACAUGUAUGCAAAUCUGAUCGGAUUAAAUUCGUUCUGCAAGACACGCUGGGCGGGCAACCAGAACCAGCUUACGUCUGGUACGUCGUCUCCAGCCGAGGAGGACGGCAGCGCGGUUGCCCUUACCGAUGAGCAGUGUGCGUACCGCCAAGGCCAAGCUGCCGCCAGCCAACUGCUGACGUUUGAUCCGCAACAAUUUUCAAUGGAUCAGAUACAACUGCUGAAUCAAAUACACCAGGCAUCCGCCUCCGGAUCCGUAUUACAUCAUCCGCAAGCGAGCAGCGGUGCCGACGGGCAGCAACCAAAGCUUGUGUUUAAUGUCGACGCAGAUAAAGCCUCGCAAGUGCAUUUGCUAUUUCAACUGCCGACUCUGCAAUCUCAGCAGCAGCAGCAACAACAACAGCAGCAGCAGCAACAGCAGCAAAUCGCGCAAGAUCAGCAGCAUGAUCAUAUGACCAUGCUUCCGAACAGUGGUCAACAGCAGUCGCAAGGCCAGCAACAGUCACUAUCGCUGCAACAAGCGACCGGCCAGCAGCAGCAACAACAACAGCAGCAGUGUAACAUUGCCACAAUGCAACCGCAUGCCGCUGCAGCAGCCGCCGCAGCAGCAAUUCAGCACGCGCAGCUGCAGCAGCAAUUGCAUGCGCAGGGAAUGGUCGCUGCCGGUCAUUCCGGUUCCGUCACGUUGCAGCAACAUCAACAGCAGCAGCGACAGCAAAUGCAGCACCUACAGUCCCAGGCCCAGGGACAGCAGAUACAACAUUUGCAGUCGCAGCAGCAGCAGCAGCAACAACAGACACAGCAACAACAGCACUGUUUGCAGCACGCCCAAAUGCAGGUCUCCACUCAAACAUCCCAACAGCAGCAGCAGCAGCAAGUCGCAUCCACCAGAGGCGAAGAAGAGAUGCCCCCGCUGGUGAGGACGCAACACUUUGCGCUGAUGGAUAACAAUCAGUCGGCGAAUGCUGUCGCUGGCGGUGGCAAAAUGGCCGGUGCCGGUGGUGGCAAAAAGGGAGAAAAGAAUCGCAAAGAGAAAAACCGUGUCGCCGUCCCGGCAGUUCGCCAGGCACCGGCCGGACAGCAGAGUGCUGGUGGCAGUGGACAGCUGCAAAACUAUCAAUACGAUACCACUGCCGGCAACGGGCGUUCGGUUGGAGGAGGGAUGGACAUACCGCCACCGAGCGGGGCCCUUCAGCCCUUCCACGCGGGUAAUGGUAUAUUGCCCCCGCAGGGUGGAUCGGUGGUAUCGGAGCGUACGAUUGAUGUGGAUUCCGAAACGGAUUCGAACCACGACACCGCGCUAACGCUCGCCUGUGCCGGUGGGCAUGAGGAUAUGGUGGAACUGUUGAUUACCCGCGGUGCCAACAUUGAGCACAAGGAUAAGAAGGGCUUCACCCCGUUGAUACUGGCUGCCACGGCCGGGCACGAGAAGGUGGUGGAUACGUUGCUGCGCAACGGUGCAGAGAUUGAAGCACAGUCGGAGCGAACGAAGGACACUCCACUCUCGCUAGCAUGUUCCGGCGGUCGGUACGAGGUGGUCGAGCUGCUGCUUAGCAUGAACGCUAACCGCGAGCAUCGCAACGUGUCCGACUACACGCCACUCAGCUUAGCUGCUAGCGGUGGCUACGUGAACAUCAUCAAGCUGCUGCUCCAGCACGGCGCCGAGAUUAAUUCGCGAACCGGAAGCAAACUCGGCAUUUCACCGCUCAUGCUAGCGGCAAUGAACGGACAUGUGGCCGCCGUAAAGCUGCUGCUUGACAUGGGUUCGGACAUAAACGCGCAGAUCGAAACCAACCGCAAUACCGCGCUUACGCUGGCCUGUUUCCAAGGACGGCACGAAGUGGUAAGCCUCCUGCUGGAUCGCAAGGCCAACGUCGAGCACCGUGCCAAGACCGGCCUUACCCCCCUGAUGGAGGCGGCUUCCGGUGGAUACAUCGAUGUCGGUCGGGUGCUGCUGGACAAGGGAGCCGACGUCAAUGCGGCGCCGGUCCCUUCAUCCCGCGAUACGGCACUUACCAUCGCUGCGGACAAGGGACAUCUGAAGUUUGUCGAGCUACUGCUGUCCCGCGGUGCUUUGGUGGAGGUGAAGAACAAGAAGGGCAACUCCCCGCUCUGGCUCGCCGCCAACGGUGGCCAUUUGGGUGUGGUGGAGCUGCUCUGCAGCGCCGGCGGAGACAUUGAUUCGCAGGACAACCGGAAGGUGUCCUGCCUGAUGGCUGCCUUCCGGAAGGGCCACACGAAGGUGGUGAAAUGGAUGGUGGGCCAGGUGACGCAGUUCCCGUCCGACCAGGAGAUGACGCGCUACAUCAAUACGAUCAGCGAGCAGGAACUGCUGGAAAAGUGUCACGACUGUGUGAAGGUGAUCCGCGCCGCCAAGGAUCAGCAGGCCACGAAGGCCAACAUCAACGCGUCGAUCCUGCUGAAGGAGCUUGAUCUUGAACGGUCUCGCGAGGAAAGCCGCAAGGCGGCUGCUGCCAAACGGCGCGAGAAGCGCCGUCGGGCGGAAAAGCGGGAACAGCAGCGCAAGCUAGAGAUGGGCGAGGAGGGUGCAGCGGGCGACGGGAACGACGACGACGACGAGGAGGAGGAAGCCGAUGACGAUAAGGAGGAGGAAGAGGAGGAGGAGGACGUCGACAGUGAGCACGACGAGGACGAGCUGCUUCUUUCAGCUGUGAUGCAACAGCAAGCGUCUGGCGGUAAUAAAAAUAAAAACCGCGGUUCCAACCACGCUGCCGCCCAGUCGCACGGUGGCAAGCAACAGCAACAGCAGCAGCAGCAGCAGCCGCUGAAUAAUCGUGAGAAAGAGAAGGAAGGCAAGGGCAAAGAUAAGGAAAAGGAGAAGCACAAGGACACGGACAGGGAGAAAGGAAAGGAAUCCAAUCAAACUGCGUCCUCUUCCGCUUCGUCCGGUGGCAGCAAUCAGCGCCAGCAGCAACAGGGUGCGAAUGGGCAGCUGUACCAAUACCGACCGAUGUCGAUACCGUACCAGGUGCAGGAGGAAGGUGAUUCCGGCAUCGAUGCCAACAGUUUGGGCUCAUGCUCCAGCUCGGAGGUAAAGUCGUCCUCGAACAGCAACGCCCUGGAGCAGAAGAAAAACAACAAGAAACGCAAACAGCAGCAGCAACAGCAGCAACAGCAGGCACAAACAGCACGCGGUGCCAUUGCGUCUACCAAUGCGGCCGGUGCUGCAAGAGCGGCGAAGGCAGCAGCGGUUGCCAACGCUACCGGUGGAGGUAAGUCGUCCAACAAUGCGCAUCAGCAAAGCAGCAGCAGUAACAGCAGCAACAGCAACAACACCAGCAACACCAACAACAGUCGUCAAUCCAAGAGCCCGGAAAGUGGUUCGGCAGCAGCGUCUAACGGCAACACUGUGGUGCAGGAUAAAAACUCAAAAGAAAAGAAUCGACGUCAGCAGGAGAAAGAACAGCAGCAGCAGCAGCAGCAGCAAUACAGUGGAGGACGGGACAAGCGCGAAAAAACGACGGAGAAGGAAAAUGUCGCUCCGAAGGACCACGAGCGGUCGGGUGGAAUGGCAGCGAGCACGAAAAACGAAAGCAAAAAAUCCUCUUCCAACGAUCAUCAUCAUCAGCAGGCGGGCAGUGCAGGAGGUGGAGCGAUGCACCACCAGUCUCACCAGAGCAGCAGUGCGGCUGGUAAUCGUAAAUCCAUCAUCGUCUUUGGAUCCGGCAAUCGGCACGCUGCCGAACAGGGUGAUGACACUAGCGGUGGUGCUAACUUCUACAACACCACCAACGCUGGCGGAAAGAAAACGCACGGCAACAAAAGCAGCUUCUACAACACGGAGGACCAUGGUCAUCAUAGUAAACUAUCCUCCGCAAGUCCGAUGAAGCAACACCAGCAGCAGGCGGCGUCCAGUGGCACUUCUGCCUCGCAGCAGCAGAGCGCAAAUAGUUCGCAAUCCAACUCGGCGGGCGGCGCCAAGCGUGAGGAGGGCUGGAAGGAAGUCGUUCGCAAGAGCUCUGUGCAGCAGGGUAGCGGCAGCGGUAGCAGUGGCACGGGAGGAGGCAGCAGUGGCGGGGGCGGUGGUUCUUCCUCCUCGCUAAUGGAAUGUCGCAAGGUGCAGGUGCCAGUGCAUGCCAUUUCGCGUGUAAUAGGGCGGGCGGGAAGCAAUAUCAAUGCCAUCCGCGCUGCCACCGGCGCCCACAUCGAGGUAGAAAAGCAGGGCAAGAGCCAGGGUGAUCGCUCCAUCACCAUCAAGGGAUCGCAAGAUGCGACCAAGCAGGCGCACUCGCUGAUCGUUACCCUCAUCAAGGAUCCCGACGUGGACAUACUGACCAUGCUGCCAAAGCACAACUCGAGCUCAAGCAGUGCGACAGCGAAGGGAGGAUACGGAUCUGCUUCGUCAUCUGCUGCCGGUGGCGGAUCUGCAUCUUCGGCCGGCCAGCACGCAGCAGGGACAUCUGGUGGUAUUGGGUCUUCGUCGUCGUCGUCUACCACACCGGCACAGCAGUCACCAGUGAUCGUGCCAGCGGCCAUCAUACCAACGAAUGGUGCUGCACCGACCAUGUCUGCUAUAGUGGCAUCAGGCGGUGUGGCGGCCGCAGCAGCAGCAGCAGCAGCGGCAGCGGCAGCAGCGGCAGCAGCCGCCGCCGCCGCAAACAACACUUCGACGGCCUCUGCCAAGGGUGCAAAGAAUGUGUUCAGCUCUUCGAACAAAGCGGCGAGCGGUAGUGCCGCCAAUGUCGUUGCUGGUGGAGCCACGGGAGCCAGUGCAGGAGCCACCACCGCUGGGCCAGUUAACACUAAAACUCCGUCCAGCCAAGGUUCCGCACCAUCAAACGCAAGCUCACGGCCGACGGCGGCCAAGAAUCUGUUCCUAUCUUCUGCCGCAGUCGCUUCGCAGCAACAGCCGUCCCGCGGGUUGGCGGCAGCCGGCAGCAACAAUGCCGGUGUGACUAGUGGCAGUGUGCCAUAUGCCGUGGCUGCUUCCACUGGACAGGGCAAAGAUUCCAAGCGGCAGCCGACCACUGCACAAACAUCACAACAGCAUUCGUCUGCUGUACCGUCGGCAAACGGUGGUAGCACCGGUGCGAAGGGAUCGCUCCACCAGUCAGCAACGGGCGGCACGGGUGGUUCCGGUGCUGCAACAUCAGCUCCGUUCGGAAGCUCGGGAAUGAAGGCCAAGAACGGUAACAUCAACAACAAGGCAUCAGUUGCUUCCAACUCGGCUGUACCACAGGCUGGUGGUACAAACGUUGGUGGCAACACUGCUGGCGCGACGGCUGGUGCACCAGGAGUGGCGGCAGGAUCGUUUGCCAAACUGGUCGCAUCCGACGGUGGAAAUGCGGUGAGCAAUACUAGCCAGAAAAAGAACUUCCCCAAUGCCGGUGGUUCCAUUGGCAGUGGCUCGAAUUCCGUCGUCGGACCGCAGGGACAGCAACAGCAGCAACAGCAGCAGGUACAACAGCCACCAGUUGGUGUGAUUGGAGGGCGAGCAUCGGCACAAGUGCAGCAAUCGCCGGCUAAAAGUAUCAGUGGAGGAGCACCCGGUGGAACACUACCAGCACCAUUUGGCAGCAGUGCUGCCAAUUCAAUCGGUGGUGGUGGAGUAUCCCCGAUUGGUUCCCACUUAAAUGCAUCCACUUCGCUACAGUCCGCUGGAGGAAAUGGCGCAGGAGGAGCUGCUGGGCAGCAGAAGAUAUCGACGUUUAUUCCUCCCAUCGCAACCAGCGGACCAGGGCCAACGAUUGUGGAGGCUUCCGCCGUACCGCCGAUACCACCUAUCAGCGUACCAAACACGGCCAAUCCGCUAGCAGCACCGGGCAGUGGUCGAUCGAUAACCCCGAUCGGGCAACCACCAUCCUCAUCGGCAGCGUCCUCAUCCGCACCUACAUCCGUUUCGAUCGUUUCGUCGUCCGCAUCGUCGACGGUAACGUCGGUGACUGGGCCGAUCGGAAGUCGCAGCGUCACUACGCCAUCGCCUUUGCUGCAACAGCAAGGCUCCUCUACCACCUCGCCAACCAUUGGUAGUCAGCUGCACUCGAAGAUGCAACCCAUCGGACAGCAGCAGCAGCAGCAGCUUGCUCCAUCGCCUCCACCCUCGAACGUGUAUUCGCUGUUCAAUUAUCCCUUUACCAACAGCCAGUGGGGUGUGGGCGGAAACGCGACCGCUAAUAAUGUGGCCGAUGUUGGCAAACCCCCACUGUACGGUGGCCACCAGCAUCAGCAGCAGCAUCAGCACCUGUCGCAUGGAAAUAUGCCACCCCACCAUCAUCAGCACCAGCACCACCAGCAUGCCGGUGGUGUAGGUGGUGCAGGUAGUGGUGUGUUGGGCACCUUCAUGGAAAAUCCGCCAACGCUGCAGGUUGACGCAUCAAAGGCGCCAGGAUAUCGCGGAAACGCCAUCUCGUCGCCGGUUAGCUCGAAAGCCUCGAGCAAUGCUACCACACCGCCAGCCUCUAGCAUGUCCUCGCAUCAGCAUCAACAUCAGCCCCAACCGUCUUUACACCCGGUGGUGCAGCUGCCCAACGGUGGAGGUCCAAUGCAUCUCCAUCACCAUCCGCCGCAGCCUCACUCGCACCAACAGCAACAGUCGCUAGGACUGGGCCAUAUGCUGAGUGGGGCAAAUAGCGGCAGCAACAGCACGUCGCCACUUGCCGGCCUGGGCGGUCCACAGCAACAGCCACCGUCGUCGGUGGUCGUCUCGAGGGACUCGGGCGUGUCGAACAUGGUCGGCGGGGCACACUCCGUCUCGUCGGCGUCAUCGUCCAUGUCGUCAUCCAGCUCGGGCGGGGGACAGCAUCAGCAUCAGCCAUCAUCCUACCAGUCAGCCAAUGAGCCGCCAAACGUGGGCAUGAAACCGACACCGCCGCCACCAUCAAUGCACGGGGGCGGCAACAGCGCGCAGGGCAAUGGGCAAGGCGCUCCCGGCGGAGGCCUGGGCAUGCUGCGCUCGAUGAUGAAUCUUUCCUCCCACAUGCGCCACCCCGUUGGGGGCAAUGGGCCGCCGGACUACCUGGGUGGAGGGAAUGCUGGCGGUCGCGAUCAUUCGGCCGGUCUAGCGCCGCAGCAGCAGCCACCGGUAGGAAGCUCCCGCCCGCCGCCGUCGAUGUUCGACAAUGUCGGAGGUCUUGGCGGUAGCGGUGGCGGUGGUCCACCCGAUUCACUGCAAUCUUCCUACCAGCCGCAGCUUGGCCUGGGUGGCAACGGCAAUACCGGCCUGCCGCCCAUCUCCCGCCUGAAUCCGAAAGCGUCCGCGUUUUCGGGUGGAAUCGGCCCGUCAGUCAUGCCGCCAUCGCAGCACCAACCGGGCAAGAUGAACCUGUCCAACAACCAUCAGCCGUACGGUGGUGGUGGUGGUAGCAAUGCGGGUGGCGCAGGCACCGGAAUGUUCCACGCCCCGCCGCCAAUCGGUAUGGGCGGUGGAAAGUAUCCGUCGAUGUCAUCGUACAGCCUGGCGCCGGGACGACCGAACAGCCAGCAGCAGCACGGUGGUGGCGGAUCCGGUGCAGGUGGCAACAGUGGACCGCCUCCGGUUGGAGGCAUGCAUCACCGCGGCGCUGCAGGAGGAGGUGGCAGCAAUUGGUUUUCGUCCGACUUGAGCCACCUGCAGCGAGACAACCUGAUGGGCAUGGAAAAUGGGCUGGCGAUGGCAUUGAAUGCAGCUGGCGGUUCGCCGAACAUAUCGCCGAACAACAACAACAACGCGCCGCAUGCCAUAAACGGUGGCGUUGGGGGACUUGUGCCUCAGCACCAGCAACAGCAGCAGCAGCAACAACAGCAACAGCAAUCGAUGAUGGAAGAUGCACGAAAGCUGCCGCGUGCCAUCGGUACCGAGCGGGCCUGGAAGUUCGGCGGAAAUGGUAACGUCGGUCUCGUUGGCAGCGGCGCUGGAGCUGGCGGAGCAAGUGCGGGCGGUGGCAACAAUGGCGCAAACAUGUACAAUGCCGGCAUGGUAACGGCAUACGUCGGGCUGGAUGGACCGGAUCUAAUGAACGGUGGAGCAUCGCCAGCGGCAAUGGCGGCGGCGGCGGCGGCAGCAGCGGCUGCUGCAUCCGGCAAUCAACCGUGGAUGAGCAUGGAUAAGAAUCAGUUCAUGGGCAGCGGUGGUGGACUGGGCGGAUCGCAGCAGCAGCAUCAGCAGCAGCAACCGCCCCUUCCCUGGCUAACGGCGGCGGGAAUGAACAGACAGUACAUGGACGACAUUCAUCUACCGGAUCAUUUCCAGCAGCUUCAAAUGGAUUACCAUGGUAACAUUGGUGGUUCUGGACCCAGCGGGCCGAACCCACCUAACAUGAACUUCAUGCAGUAUCCGUUCACACCAUCCAACGAUAUGGCGGGAGCGGCAGAGCUGCGACCACCAUGGGAACAUGAGAAGCACGGCGGCUGGUCGCAAAAAUGGUCCGGACACUAGAUGGAAACGCGAAUGACCGGCUGGCUGGCGGCUGACCAUGUGACGAGGCUAGUUGAGAUGUCGAAAACCAGUUGUAAUAAUAUACAAUACCAUAACUACCACUUGCUUCAACCAACUGCAGCAAUUAGAAAAGGGAAUAGAAAGAAUAAGUGGGUGAAGGAAAGUCAUAGAAAACCAGCUAGUAGAGUGUAUCAAGUUUUGGUAAGUUGGCCUCUCGCACUGCGCGGUGUUGAUAGUUGAUUCUGCCCAUAUUCUCCAUUGCGUGCCGCUUGCCUGUCUCAAAGAUGGGAUGGGGUGGUGUUGAUUCAUCGAUACAACAACACAAUCACAACUCCACAACCACACACAGCACACACACAUAACACAUACUAUCCUCUGGUCAGAGAUCCCGUUCGCAUGCCUGCGUUAUAUAUGUUACAACUAGAGUGUCAAUGCUGCUAAACAGAUGUUUCAAAUCGCUAGUACUGCUGACGUUAACACGUAUAAUCAUACAAUUCCUCUAUAAAAUCAGUAAAGCAAAUCGCGCAUCAGAUCGCGCACACAAAUAUGAAGUAGUACUGAGGGGCAGCAACUGCUGCACUCAAGGGUGUGCCCCAAAACAACACCGAUAUUUAGUUUUCAGUCGUUUUGAAUGUACGCUUAUUAUGGUACAGUUUAUAGCGAAGCAACACACUAAUGUUCAUUUACAGUGUAUAGGUAAACGACACUAUGUGCACCAUCUCGUUCUCGGUAAUGGAAUAUAAGAAUAUAUGUCAAGAUUGUACUUUUGUGCCUAGUUUUGUUUUUUUUGUUUUUGGUUUCUUUCUUACACCCGAUGUCACUUCAGAGAGGGGAUCAUCGCUCUGAGCAUGCCGAAACGAACGCUAUGAAAGAGAAUGACCGAAUUGACAAAAGAAAGAUUAACCGUUCGCGGGACACGUUACGGUGUAGAGGAGCUCUUUAUACAUACACACCAUAAUUUUUGAGUAACAAUGUUUACAUACAAAGUGUGUUCGAUCACCUUGAGCAGUGCAACAACGACACUACCGCGCAAUCCCUCAAACAGCAGAAGCACCACCAGAAUGGGGUCUAAUCGAACGGUUCAGUUUGGAGGCUAGUGCCGUUAACCCGUGACGCGAUAUAGGGCCAUUAUCGAGCCACACAAAGUCUAACGUAUAGUAUAAAAAGGAUAAAACAUACCACUACUAUAACACCUACUAGAGUAAUAUCUACUUCUACUCCGUUACUACUAUCCACUUAUAAGCUACUCUUUGGAUGAUGCUACCCGCAAAUAAACUCACGCCUAUGAAAUUAACAAAAGCGAAAACAUGCAAAUGAUUCACAGAAAGAGGAAGAAACAAACAGUAUAAUUCACUCACUCACCACUCAAACACUUAAAGCCAUACGCUGCUGCUACCCAAGCUUAAUGAAAAAUUAUUGACUGGUAAAGGAUAUGUUGGAAGCUUAACUAAAAAUAGAACAAACAAAACACACGGAACUAACGGCUACCACCGGGUUCAUCCGCGCCCGAGUGUUGAUGGGUGGUGGCUCAACGUAGUUUUGAAUAUCUAUUGUGCAUUCAAAUACGAAGGGCAGGUUUGAAUUUUAGGAUUUAGCGUUUAGAUAAAGCAAAAUCUACUCAACCAACCAAUAGUUUGUUCUUUCUCCCUAUGCGCUACAGGCGAUCGAUAAUGGUCGAGAUCAUCGCGCGCGCGGCACCCAUCGGUAAUUGGAUUAGUUUAGUAAAAAACAAAACAACUAACGUAGAACAUAGUGAGACAAUUUGGCGUAGAAGAAUUGACUUAAAAACAGUAAUGUACUAACGUUUAGCCAGGAGGGUGCUUGAAGAGAGAAAAAAAGUGGUGGACGGCUUGGAAGAACACAAUUUACAAAGCACACGUAUGUUAAGCCCGGCAGGAAAACUAAGAAAACUGAAUGAGUGAAAACUAUUGGAACAUUUAUAACGCAUAACAACACAUACAUUAGAUUAUCUUGGCAAAUACAGAAAAUCCCAUUCUUUAACCUCGGCAGUGCAGAGAGAGGCAGUAUGCUUUCCUUUUAACCCCAACUAUCGGCACGGAAAGGAAGGAGAAGAGAAGAGAAAAAAAGUGUUUCUCCCCCCCGAACUUUAAAAUCACGCGCCAUCAAUUUGUUUUUAAGACGCUUUUUCGCUAGAAUCAAACCAGUGUUUCGUCGUUUGGCGAGAAAGGGCAUAUAAAAAGUAGCAAUGCAAAACGGGGGGAGGGAGAACUAUUACCACCACUAUCGGCAGGCGGACGUAAUUUCUGCGUAGAUUGAAUAACGAGGCGCAUGGCAUUCAUAGCCGUAGAACUUUAGAACAGUGGAUCCCAGUUAAAUACACAGAAAGGAUCUGCAGCCAAACAACAAACAGUGCUUUACCGGUCUUUUGCAACACAACACGACCCAACCAUGAUCUGGAAGAAAACUCUAUAAUGUGCAUUUACAGUAGGACGACAAAUGCUGCUGCUACUACUACUGCUUAAGCUGUGCUGUGCUGGGCAGAUAGAUUAAGCAACACACUCUGAGGGAUGAAUUGGAUGAGCGCUCCUCCCCCCCUGCGCUCCCUGAACACUCUGUUUUCAAUUGGGCCUUGAAGACGGAGAGGAAAGCACGGGCGGGGAGUAGUGAGAAAUAUGCCAAAAUCAUCUAUAUUUCUUCGCUUUUCGUAAACGCGCCAGUGGUUGAAGUUUCGUAUCGAAUACGAACAACAGCAACCCCAAAACGAUGAACGCUUAGUAAACGAUGCUAGAGCACUAACAUAGAUUGCAAAAAAAAAAAUGCAUUGCUGCAAGUAUAAUGUGUGUGUGCAUAAUAGAGUGUGUUUAACAAACAAACGAUCAUGCAUACAUUAUUUUGCUAUACGUUUUAUUUUUCAAUUGCAAUGCAGAAGAGACGAGCUCGUCUCAUCUAUUGCAAGCGCAGUGGGAAUGGAAAGGAGGUGAGCCGAGCCGAGCGCAAGUCAUUUCUGCAACGCAGGCACACACACAGCCGUGUAUUGCACAUUACGAUAUAAGUAAGAAAAUGUAAACCGAUCGAAGAGUGAAAAGAGAAUAUCCACUGGAUGAUUUCAAGCGAUACGACGACGCCCGCCACAAGAUGCUGCUGCGAGCCACAUAUACACAGAGACGAAAAGGAAAAGUGGAAGAUAGAAAGAGAAAGAGAGAGAGAGAGAGCCAGCCCAUAGGGCGUCAAUGAAACAGUAAGGGGGAAAGUGGAAGGUAUGUUAGCAGGAGGAAGAAUAGUGCAAGCGCAUUGAGUUAUAAAUGACGAUGGUUAUCUACUAAUUACCAACUAUAUGGAGAAAA
Molecule: messenger RNA, 14116 nt
Organism: Anopheles arabiensis
Lineage: Eukaryota; Metazoa; Arthropoda; Insecta; Diptera; Culicidae
Product: ankyrin repeat and KH domain-containing protein mask-like
Biological process (GO): innate immune response; transcription initiation at RNA polymerase II promoter
Cellular component (GO): cytoplasm; transcription factor TFIIA complex
Molecular function (GO): RNA binding; protein binding
Source: RefSeq, a predicted model, not a curated record